Rotaria socialis is the source of this 4281-nucleotide messenger RNA. The record is from the annotation of a GenBank genome assembly. Lineage: Eukaryota; Metazoa; Rotifera; Eurotatoria; Philodinida; Philodinidae.
AUGCAUCCAGCAUGUCAAUUUCAUAGUGAUAAACCUUGGCUUGAUAAACAAUUUCACGACGCUGAACAAACAUCGAUCAAAAAGCCUGAUGAACUCGUCGUCGAGAUCCGAGAUCCGGGCAGUGAACUCGACGAAGAAUUAUUCGAUAGGAUCCUUGGCUCAAUGACUGGGUUGCUCUUGGGUGAUGCUCUUGGUGCUCAUGUUGAAUUCAGACCACAUGAUUUUUUAGUUGACAAUCCCGUCACAGAAUUACAAGGCGGUGGAACAUGGGGUCUGCAAAAAGGACAAUUUACCGAUGACACAUCCAUGGCUCUUUGUCUUGCUAUUUCAUUGGUUUCACGUCGUGGCUUUGUAGCAUAUGAUCAAUUGGUUCGCUACAAGUGGUGGUAUAAACAUGGUUAUAUGUCAUCGACAGGACUCUGUUUUGAUAUUGGCUCAGCUACGAGCCAAUCUCUCAACGAAUUUGAAAAACGUCAAAAAGUAUUGGCAAUUGAAAAGAAAAUUCCGUUCGAGCAAUUAGAUUAUUUAUCUGACCCUGAACUUCUCAAAGACUUUAAUAUUUUCUGUAGCCAAGAAGGAGCAGCUGGGAAUGGCGCACUCAUGCGUUUAGCUCCUGUGCCACUUUUUUAUCAUCGAAAUCCUAAAGUUGCUGUCAAAAAUUCUGGUAUUAGUGGCCUGAUUACACACGGAGAUCCAAAAGCCUAUGAUUCAUGUCGUUAUUUCGGUGCUAUCAUAGUUGCUGCUCUUCAAGGUGAACCGAAGAGCAGUCUUUUGGAUGAUAAAUUCUACGACAAUCAUAAAGAUUGGUUUGAUAAUGAGCCGCUUCAUCCUGAUGUUCAGAAUGUCGCCCAAGGAUCAUUCAAGCGAGCUGGUGGUUACGAAGAUGGAAUAAGAGGUAAAGGUUAUAUUAUCAAUGCACUCGAAGCUGCGCUAUGGGCUUUUUGGAGUGAUGAAGAUUCGUUCGAGAAAGGUGUUCUUCGUGCUGUUAAUCUUGGUGAUGAUACAGACACAACGGCAGCCAUUUAUGGUGGAUUAGCUGGAGCUCAUUAUGGCUACAAGAGUUUACCUAAAAGGUGGCUUGAUGAUAUCUAUGCAAAGAACUUAAUCACAUGUGUAUGCAAGUGGAUGACACAUGAAGCAUGGAAGCCUUCAGAUAUUCCAAACCCACCAGGGUGUCGUGUUUCACCCGAACUUGUAACUGAUCGCCGUGAUUCUGAAGAGCACUCGACUAGCGAGAGACAGCACACUGAAGAAAAAUCAACCGAACAGCAUCAUAUGCCAGCGACCAUUAUUAAAGCCCCGACAACAAUGCCUUCUAUGCAGCGUACAGCAAUCGAUGAGCGAGGUAGUGUUGGUUCACUCUAUGAUGGAUAUCGAGAUCGUCUCAUUGUUCCACUCGAUACUAUUGUUAAAGACCAACAAUUAUCUGUAUUAGCUAAAACAACGAAAUGCUUUGUAAAAAAAGGCAAUGAUCGCGAGAACUUGAAUCUUCUUCAACUGAUUGGUAUUACAAAUGAAUUGCGUUUGAGUGUAGAAUUAAAUAUUACACCAGCUGUUGGAAUAGCUCAAGCAAUCAAUUACAAGAUACCAAUUGAUUUAAACACACGAUUCCUCUAUUAUAACUAUCUAGAUCGAGAUGAAUCAUUACGCAAUAAUGUUGAUAAUAUUAAUCGGUCAAUUCAAUCAACAACACGUGAAACUCAGGCUACUCACGUUAUCACGGGUGUCACAUGGGGAAUCGAAGUUCUUACUAUUCUACAGCUAUCAUCUGAUGAUGCAUCGAAAAUCGAUUAUUUAAUCGAUCGAAUUCGUCAAUGCCUAACCGAUAAUGCUACUGAUCUAGGUAUGACAUUGGAUGAAAAACGUUUACUUCAUAGCAUUAAUCGUACAACUAUCUAUUCGAAUAUUCAUCCAUUAACUAAAAUCACUAGUAUCAUUGAUUUUUGUGAUAAAAUUGCCGAUUUUCGAGUAGAUCGGACCCGUCACUUACCGCUGACAUACACGCUUUGCCCCAUACGAUUUCUAUGUCCCCAAUAUUUAGAAAAUGAUGUGAGAUAUAUUCCAUUAGAACCAUCAAUUAUCGAAAAAAUCGAGUUUUACGUACUUCCACUGUCGUUGCGAUUUAAUGUAUUAAAAAAAUUAUUGGAAAAUAAAUCUUUUCAUUCAUCAGGUGAAUAUCUUCGUCAACAAUUUAUUGAUGCACAGAGUCAAUUUUCAGAAUUGAAGGCAACCUACAGCAAAAAACUGAAAACAAUUCAAGAUUGGAUUAUUAAUAGUCGUAAAGGAAAAAUUUCUCCGAAUACAACACUUCAAGAAUUGACUGAUAAUCAUCAAAAUGAAUUGCAAGGAAUAAUUAAUAAUAUUAUCACUUGUCUCAAUAAUUUAAAAGAGAAAAUACCUUCGCUUCAUGAUUUACCAGUGACACAAAACGGACAUGAUUCAGGCAAGGAUCUGCAUGAUGACAAAUUCAAAUAUCAAUCCACAACAGAUGAACAAGAUGAAAACUUUCAGUAUUCAACGGAUGCAUCGGAAAAUAAAUUUGGUCAAAAUUCUUCAAUACUGGACACACGAAAAACAUACCACGAAUCAUCUUUUCCCUAUAGUGAUGUUUUUGAUCGUCUUCCGAGAUCACACAAUGCACGUGAUGUCUUAUCAAACGAUGAAAUUCGUACUGUAUAUGAACCUCAUUCGGAGACAUCACGGUUAUCAUCUACAUAUCCUAAGGUUUCUUCAUUGAGCGCAACUGAAAAAAUUAUUAAUAUACUCCUUCUUGGUGAAAUUGGUGUCGGAAAAUCGACUUUUAUAAAUGCUUUUGCAAAUUAUUGUUCAUUUGAAACACUUGAUGAUACUCGAUUUCAUAAACCAAUCUUAGUAAUUCCAAGCUCAUUUGUAAUGACGACACAGGAUUGGUCGGCAACCCCAAUGCAUGUCCUAGCCGGUUCUUCAGAUCCUGAUGAAAAACACGACAAUUAUUAUCAUUCAACAACUCAACGGUGUAAAUCCUAUCUAUUUCAUACGCAUGAUGGAGCAAAAAUUCGAUUCAUUGAUACACCGGGGCUUGGAAAUCUGUGUGGUUGGCAUCGAGAUCAUUUGGAAAUGCAAACCAUAUUAUCAUUUAUAAAUAAUUUCUCACAUUUAGAUGCUGUAUGUCUUUUGCUGAAGCCAAAUUUUUCACGAUUUUCUAUUUACAAUUCUUGCUUUCAACAUCUUUUCAGUUUUUUUGGCGAACAUAUCCGUCGAAAUAUUAUUUUCUGUUUUACAAAUUCGUUCUCAACGCGAUUUGAUCCUAGCGAUGGAAUCCGUUUAUUCGAAUCUGAAUUGAAAUCAGUAUUCCAGCUUGGUAUUCGAAUGAACCAAGAAAAUACGUUCAAUUUCGAUAGCGAAUCGUUUCGCUAUAUAGUGGCUUUACAAAAUUCACUUGAAUUCAAUAGUGGGUCAAUGUAUCAAGUAAAAUUUAGCUGGUCUAAAUCAAAAAUUGAGUCAAUGCGUUUUCUUCGAUACAUCAAAAACCAAUUGAACCCAAUUCAAAUCCAUGGAGAAUGUCUAUCGCUUAAGCAUGCUCAACUCGAAAUUCAAUGUAUGAUCCGUCCUAUAUUGGAAACAAUGAGAAAUAUGCUAAGAAAUUAUAUUCUGUAUACCAGGAUGUCGCCUAAUGCAUCAAUAGAAUUAUGUUCAAAAACUGUUGUACCUAACACAGCACUUUGUACGUCGUGUCACUCUUACUCUGUUCGAGUUGGAAAGAUCUUGAUAGGUCUUGAUACUAAGCAUAAACUUGACCAAAAUCAAUGUUAUUCAUGUACAUGCAGUUUGAAACGUCAUAUUCCGAUUGAUCAUGAACUAGAUUACAAGUUUUCUUUGGACCGACACAAAUAUAAUGCUAGUGGAACGGCUGAUAUUCUUGAACUAAUCAAACGAAGUGUGUAUCUUGCAAAAUUUCUUCUAUACUAUUCGAAUAGCGCACAAGACGAUUCGUUCUUGUCUGGUAUUGAUCGAAUGAUUCAUGAAGAAUAUUUCAUUUAUUCACAUUACAUUCCGAGUGAUCUCAACUAUGAUUUAUAUCGCUCCCUCAAAGACCUCAAACGUCAUUAUCAGCAAGAUAUGGAAAAAAUAUUUAUAAAACAAAGAGAUCGUUUCGAUUUAUCUCGUAUCAAUGCAGAUAUGAAGUAUAUUAGCGAAUUAUCUACAAUAAAUGAACAAAUGAAUGCUAUAAAACAAAGCCGGGAAUUAUUCAUAAUUAAUCAUGAAAAGCAAGUACAACUACAAAAUGGGCACAGAUCAUAG